Didymodactylos carnosus is the source of this 3174-nucleotide messenger RNA. The record is from the annotation of a GenBank genome assembly. NCBI's taxonomy places the organism in Eukaryota, Metazoa, Rotifera, Eurotatoria, Philodinida, Philodinidae.
AUGAAGACUUUGGAACCGGACCAUCCACGUGUUGCGACAACCUACAACAACAUUGGUAGCGUUUACAAUGAUCAAGGCGCAUAUUCUCAAGUAUUGAGCUAUUAUCAGGAAACUCUUGAAAUCCAGCUGAAGACCUUUGGAGCGAACCAUACAAAUGUUGCUACAACGUAUAACAACAUUGGACUGCUUUACAAAGCGGCAGGACAAUAUACUCAAGCAUUGAACUAUUAUCAGCAAACUCUUGAAAUCCAACUGAAAAGUUUGGGAGCCAACCAUCCAGUUGUUGCGACAACGUACAACAACACUGGACUGCUGUACAAAGCGGAAGGACAAUAUACUCAAGCUUUGAGCUAUUGUCAGCAAGCUCUUGAAAUCCAAUGCGGGACGGUUGGAUCGAACCAUUCAAGUGUCGCGACAACGUACAACUACAUUGGUAGACUUUACUGUGAUCAAGGCGAAUAUUCUCAAGGAUUGAACUAUUAUCAUCAAGCUCUUGACAUCCAACUGAAGACUUUGGGACGGAACCAUCCACGUCUUGCGACAACAUACAACAACAUUGGCAGAAUUUACAAUGAUCAAGGCGAAUAUUCUCAAGCAUUGUACUAUUAUCAGCAAACGCUUGAAAUCCAAGCGAAGACUUUGGGAUCGAACCAUUCAAGUGUUGUGAUAAUGUACAACAACAUUGGUGCAGUUUACAAUCACCGGGGCCAAUAUUCUGAAGCAUUGAGCUGUUAUCAGCAAACGCUGGAAAUCUUACUGAAGGCUUUGGGACCGAACUAUCCAAGUGUUGCUACAACGUACAACAACAUUGGUGGAGUUUACUAUGAUCAAGGCGAAUAUGCUCAAGCAUUGUACUAUUAUCAGCAAGCUCUUGAAAUCCAAGGGAAGAGUUUGGAAUCGAACCACCCGCGUGUUGCGAUAACGUACAACAACAUUGGUGCAGUUUACAAUCACCAAGGCGAAUAUUCUGAAGCAUUGAGCUGUUAUCAGCAAACGCUUGAAGUCCUACUGAAGACUUUUGGACCGAACCAUCCAAGUGUUGCUACAACGUACCACAACAUUGGUAGAGUUUACUAUGAUCAAGGCGAAUAUGCUCUAGCAUUGUACUAUUAUCAGCAAGCUUUUGAAAUCCAAAGGAAGAGUUUGGAAUCGAACCAUCCGCGGGUUGCGAUAACGCACAACAACAUUGGUACAGUUUACAAUCACCAAGGCGAAUAUUCUCAAGCAUUGAGCUGUUAUCAGCAAACGCUUGAAAUCCUACUGAAGACUUUUGGACGGAACCAUCCAAGUGUUGCUACAACGUACAACAACAUUGGUGGAGUUUACAAUGAUCAAGGCGAUUAUUCUCAAGCAUUGAGCUAUUAUCAUCAAACUCUUGAAAUCGAACUGAGGACUUUGAGACCGGACCAUCCAAGUGUUGCGGUAACGUACAAUAACAUUGGACUGGUUUACAAAUCGGAGUGCGAAUAUGGUGAAGCAUUGAAAUGUUUUGAAAACGCGUUGGAUAUUGCUCGAAACACACUGGCUCCUACUCAUCCUCAAACUGAGUUGUUUCAAUCUAGGAUCUUUCGUUUCAUUUCUAAUUCUUGGUCGAAACAAAUCCGUCAUGAAAUUGCACCAUUAAUAAAAAUCGCUAAACGUCAACCAUCACCACAACCUUUAAAUUCACAACAAGAACAAGCAACAUCAUCAAUUGCUAACAACAAUAUUAAUAGAAAUGAAUUAAAGACGACAUCAGUUCGUCCCACAUAUUCAUCAAGGGAUUCGUCAUCCUAUUCUAAACCAAAUCAACAGUAUUCUGGACAAACCGAUAAUGAAAAUUAUCAACCACGUCCAAAUCAAGACAAUCGUUCAUCACGCUCACCCAUUUAUCAUCAACCACGCUCAAUAGUUUAUAAAAAUAUACAACAAGAAGACACAACAGGCGAUUUCUCAGAAUAUUCGAACUACCGUUUUAACAUGUCACUUAUGGACCUUCAAUUUACUCCGAAUUUUUAUGAAAAUAAUCCUUCUCGAUCAUCAUACCCACCCCAGCGUCCACCGUCUCCAUACUCUAGCAAUAAACACAAUUAUUCUCAACACUUAGAUCAUCGAAAUAAUAACAAUCAACAAUCUGCUGACAAUUUUUUGUCUUCAUCUUAUCUUUCUCGUCCACCGAAUCGCAAGGUUAGUUUUCAUGAUUCAUCCUCUAAUUCUGGACAACAAACAUCAAUAACACUUGAUAACAAUUUUUAUCGUGAUCGUACAACAGUUACAAUGAAUCAUCAACAGCAACAACCUGUUACAAUCAUCGACGAUUAUAUUAGACAACCGCAUAUUCCGUCAUUUCAUGAUUAUCAACAUCAAUACAAUACACGUUCAUCUAGCAAACCGUCACUUCCUCCUAACACCACCCCACAGUUACCGAUAUCGUCAAUCAUACCAAUAACACAAUUAUCAUCUCCAUCAAUUCUGGCUCUUCCACCAACCUAUGAUCCAUCACUCGCCAAUCUCAACGCUCAUCACCUCACUGGCAUUAUCUAUACCCUUGGCAAAGUUCAACUUACACAACCAGAAAUUAAUCUUUUAUCCAAAGGGCUCAAAUUCGUGCCCACCAACCGCCUACAGACAUCUCCAUCCCUUUUGCAAAGCAUCGAUCGUCUCCUUCUUCUUCCGCCAUGCAUCAAUAUCUCUCAAAAACAAGUUGUAGAUGCGAUAUUCUACCGACGUAAAAAUUAUAUACCGAAUCUUCCCGUCACUGACUACCAAGCAUUACAAUCUCUUCGACGUCGCUUAGAUAUAGUUAUUAAACCAGCCAAUAAAAAUGUAGGAAUAGUUGUUAUUGAUAUUAACGUUUAUGAAAGCAAAUCAUUACAACAAGUUAAUAAUACCGAAUAUUAUCGACAGCUUGAUUACAAUCCAAGUCGAAAAACAUUUAAUUUGGUUAAAUCUAAACUUGAGCAAUUACUCAACAACAAACAAAUAAACAAAACAAUCCACAAAUCCAUCACUCCAAAAUAUCCUGGUUUAGGCGUUUUUUACAUAUUACCAAAAAUUCAUAAACUACAAAGCCCGGGUCGCCCAAUUAUUUCUAACAUUCACCAUUCAACACAUCGUCUAUCAAAAUAUUUAAGCAAAAUUCUUUCACCAUUUAUUCCAGUAUUAUCACAUAUCGCUUCUGCCAUCUACAAUUAG